This is a messenger RNA of [Torrubiella] hemipterigena, 1791 nucleotides long. Lineage: Eukaryota; Fungi; Ascomycota; Sordariomycetes; Hypocreales; Clavicipitaceae. The record is from the annotation of a GenBank genome assembly.
AUGAAAUCAGCCAAAUCGGUGUGGGCUGCAUCGUCCACGCUUGCGCCCUUUCUAUACCCGUCCGUGUGCACAGCCGCAAGCAAGCUGCCUCUCCUGGCGUGCCGCCGAAGUCUGCAUCACCAGCUCCGAGCAGCAUCCAGCACAGCUUCGACAGUCAACGAUUUACCCGAAUCCCGUCUCAAUCCUGCGCCCGAUGACUAUUCUGCUCCUAGCUUCAAUGACAAGGCCGAAUUGACUCUAUAUGCUGGCCGUGGAGGCAAUGGCUGUGUCUCGUUUCUUAGAGAAGCGUUUCUGCCUGAUGGCCCUCCCAACGGUGGCGACGGAGGCGUAGGCGGAAAUAUUUAUAUACAAGCAGCUCCAGGAGAAACUUCGCUGCACAAAGUAGCCAGACAGCGGUUCAUCCGGGCUGGACGGGGACGUCAUGGCCAGGGAAGUUCCAAGAGCGGUACUAGAGGCGAAGAUAUCAUCAUCACAGUUCCGGUCGGUACGAUUGUCCGAGAAAUUGAGCGCCACGAUCCCGUUGCCGAAGAAGAAGUCAGCAUGAGAGCUUGGCGUCUUGUCCAGAAGGAACGAAAGAAAGAAGAGCGCGAGCGGCUCGAAUUGGAAGAACAAGCUCGCAAAAAUGGCGUUGAGGAGGUGGAAGAAGAAGCAGACCUAGGACGCAAUCUGCAACCAAGAGGCCCGAAACCACAGGAAGACGAAGAAAAUCCCGACGAGGCCGAUCCACAGCGCCAGAAAUGGCUCCUCUAUCCAGGCAUGACAAAGAGCGAGAUGCGGUCUGCCGAGUUCCCCAAGCUGCCCAAACGAACGCGAUUCCUCAAGCAGCCGCCUGCACCCGUAUACCUCGAUCUCUCUGAAAUAACACCCAACCCCAUCCUCCUAGCUACUGGCGGCAUUGGCGGCCUCGGAAACACACACUUUACAUCGAGAGAACACCCACGCCCCGUGUUUGCCACCAAGGGCGAGGAUGCCGUGACCAUGAAGAUUGAGCUGGAGCUGAAGCUACUAGCUGAUGUUGGUCUUGUCGGUCUGCCAAACGCCGGCAAAAGCACGCUUCUGCGCGCCAUGACAAACAGCCGCACGCGAGUCGGUAACUGGGCCUUCACUACGCUGCAGCCCAACAUUGGCACCGUCGUGCUUGACAAAUACUCUGGCCGGCCCGUUACCACCGCGCCGAAACGCGCCGCCUCAGCGUCCGGCGAAGUCUUUGACCCGCGCACUCGUUUCACUAUUGCCGAUAUCCCGGGUCUCAUUGAGGGCGCUCACCUGGACAAGGGUCUCGGUAUUGCCUUCCUGCGCCACGUCGAACGAGCUGGCGUGCUUGCGUUUGUGCUUGAUUUGUCUGCUCGCAACGCCGUCGAUGCCCUCAAGGCGCUCUGGCGCGAAGUUGGGCUCUAUGCGGAGAUGAGAGACGAGGAGGAGCGCCUUCGCGGCGUCGAGUCCAACAUUGACUGGGAUCUCGCAGAGGAUGCUGCUUCACCGGGUCCCAUCAAUCUCAUGCAUCUGUCAGGCACGCAGGCUAAGGAGGACGAGCUCUCUCCCAAGGAUUACAUCUCGCGCAAGCCGUGGUUUGUCGUGGCUACCAAGGCUGAUCUUCCGGAUACACAGGCAAACUUUAAAGAGCUCAAGGCCUACCUUGACCGCGUGACAAACGGCGAGGAAGCUCAUCCGAGCGGCGUAGAGGGAGCUUGGGCCAAGAAAUGCGCAGCUAUUCCAGUUAGUGCCAUCAAUGGCCAGGGUGUUCGUCGUAUCGUUCACUGGACCGUUGGCCUCUUUGACGAGAUUGCUUAG